Molecule: messenger RNA, 1287 nt
Organism: Coccomyxa subellipsoidea C-169
Lineage: Eukaryota; Viridiplantae; Chlorophyta; Trebouxiophyceae; Coccomyxaceae
Product: CBF-domain-containing protein
Exons: 6
Coding region: 1-1287 (428 amino acids)
Cellular component (GO): nucleus
Source: RefSeq, a predicted model, not a curated record
AUGCCCGCCCUGUGGAACCAGAUCAUGGACUCAGAGGAGGCGGACGAUGGAAUGGAGCAUUUUGUGGAUGCGCCAGACACAACAGGCGAGGGCGACGCUGCAGCUGCAGCCGCCAGCGGGGGUCCACUGCCGGGCAGCGGCUCUGCAGAGCAGCCCGGUCAGAGCAAGAGCGGUGCCACGGCUGACGGCCCCGGCAGCAGUGACCAGCAGCCACUCAUUGGCGGCUAUGACAUGCGCAAGCGGGAGCCGCUGCAUGCCGGGGCGGAGCGGGUGCCGUGGUGGGAGCUGGCGGCGCUGGCGUCGCACGUGCAUCCGAGCGUGGCGGCCAUGGCGCGCUCCCUGCUGGCCGGCGCGCCCGUGGUCUACAACGGCGACCCCCUCCGCGACCUCUCCCUCACCGCCUUCCUCGACACCUUCGCGCACGCGAAGGGCAGCUCGCUGAUGCAGCCGCUGCGACCCAAGAGCACGGCGCCCUCCGCGGCCUCCCUGGGCAGCGCCGUAUUUGACGCACUGGCGCAGGCUGACGUGGCGCCCGACGCCGCCUUCUUCCAGAAGUACCAGGCGCUGAGGUCAGCGCGCAAGGAGGGCGGCAAGAAGAAGAAGGCGAAGAAGGGGGAGGACGAGGACCUCAGCAGCGGCGAGGAGGUGUCUGACAGUGACGAAGCAGUUGAUGAGUUCCUCGAUGCUGAGGAGUCAGACGACGAUGACAUGGAAGGGGACUCCGCAUACAACUACGAUGACCUGGCGGCUGCAUUUGAGGUAGACAAGGGCAGCGGUUCGGACACAGAUGGCAGCGGAGGAGCUUCGGAUGGGGAGUCAGAUGGGACUGACACUGUCCAGCCAGGAAGUGAAAGUGAGGAUGAUGAGAGUGAGGAGGAGGUGGAGGCAGCUUCUGGAUCAGAACAAGAUUCAGAGGAUCUGGACGUGUUGGCACUGGCAGAGUCGAGUGAUAGCGAGGAUGGGGGCAGGGGCAAUGACGAAGAGGCAAGUCCAUCAGAUGACGAUGACGACAGUGAUUCAUCUGAGGGGGAGUGGGUCAUGCAUGGGCAGCCAAACGCAGCAGCAGGAAAGAAGGCACCAGCAGCAAAGAAGAAGGCGGCUGGCAAAGCUAAAGCCUCAAAGGAGAUUCCUGACAAAGGGGGCACGAAGAAGCGCAAGGAGAAGGGCGGCAGUGUGUUUGCUGCGGCAGAGGACUAUGCUCACCUGACCGAGGACGUCCCGGCAGCGGCUGCUGCGGACACCAAGCGGAAGAAAGCACGGCGGCUUGGUGGCAAACGAUUGAAGUGA